AUGCAAAACGACACAGCGGAUAGCGCUCCCUCAGGAUCGAAUAAGAAGGGUACAGUCUACGUAGCAGGCUUAGCUUCAGAGGUGAAUGAAGAUCAAUUAUUGGCUGCUUUCAUCACUUUUGGCGAUAUACUCGACAUCAAAGUACCUCAUGAAGUACAGGAUCCAACGAAACAUCGUGGAUUCGCAUUCAUAACAUUCUCUCAUCCCUCAGACGCUCAAGAUGCCAUUGAUAAUUUCGACUUGAAUGAAUUACCAGGAUAUCAAGGUAGAGGUAAAUUCCUAAAAUGUAGUUUGGCAAAUCCAAAUAGAUUCGCGAGUGAAGGUGGUUCAGGUGGAAAAUUCGAUAAAGCCAUUUGGUCAACAGAUGAAUAUCAAGCUGCUCAUGGCGACAAACCAAGAGACGAGCUAGUAGAGGAAGCGCAACUAGCACAAAAAUAG
Kwoniella shivajii is the source of this 438-nucleotide messenger RNA. RefSeq lists its product as uncharacterized. Gene Ontology annotation, molecular function: RNA binding. The transcript has 4 exons. The record is from RefSeq and is a predicted model, not a curated record. NCBI's taxonomy places the organism in Eukaryota, Fungi, Basidiomycota, Tremellomycetes, Tremellales, Cryptococcaceae. The coding region runs from base 1 to 438 and encodes 145 amino acids.